AUGGUCGAUCCCUUCACUAAGGCAGCUCACUUCAUUCCGCUGGACGACGACCGAAAGACCUCAUCCGAUCUCAUCCCGAUCUACACCCGCGGAUACUGGAGGCUACACGGAACGCCCCUCAAUAUCAUCUCCGACCGCGAUUCACGGUUCAAUUCCGAAACAUGGAAAGAAUUUUGUGCCUAUGCCAAUAUCAAGCAGCGCAUGAGCACAGCCUUUUACCCCCAGACCGACGCUAAGCACCUAAGGCGUGCCCGCGAGCGAAUAGCACAGUACGCCGACACUCGCCGGAGUCCUGCACCCGUCUACGAAGAAGGCCAACUCGUCAUGCUCAAUGGAAAGAAUCUCACAACCAAGAGGCCCAGCAAAAAACUGGACUACCGGAUGUACGGCCCUUUCGUGAUUGAAAAGGUGAUCUUCCCUACUGUCGUCCGGCUUAAUAUUCCCCAAGACGGGAGAAUUCACAACGUUUUCCACAUGUCACUGGUUGAACCAUUCCGCACGUCUGAUAACCAACAUACCGUGGACUCUGAGGAGGUCCUCCAGGGAGAAGCAGGUCGGGUGGUCAACACUUGCGCCGUGGAACGUGUGCUCGAUUCCCAGAUCAGUGAGGGUAAAGUGCGGUACCUCGUUAGAUGGGUAGGUUAUCCCCACCGAAGGGAUUGGACGUGGAAACACUGGGAGCAUUUCUUCGGAGAAGAGGCGAAGGAAGCUGUACGGGAUUUCCAUCGGCCUAAAUCCGAGAAACCUAGGGACGCUAGAGCCAUGGGCGGUCAGGCUCUGAUCAUCACCGGAGCCUAA
Messenger RNA from Thermochaetoides thermophila DSM 1495, 798 nucleotides. RefSeq lists its product as uncharacterized. The coding region runs from base 1 to 798 and encodes 265 amino acids. Gene Ontology annotation, molecular function: nucleic acid binding. The record is from RefSeq and is a predicted model, not a curated record. NCBI's taxonomy places the organism in Eukaryota, Fungi, Ascomycota, Sordariomycetes, Sordariales, Chaetomiaceae. The transcript is spliced from 2 exons.